Molecule: messenger RNA, 1593 nt
Organism: Carlito syrichta (Philippine tarsier)
Lineage: Eukaryota; Metazoa; Chordata; Mammalia; Primates; Tarsiidae
Gene: GNAT1
Product: G protein subunit alpha transducin 1
Exons: 8
Coding region: 125-913 (262 amino acids)
Biological process (GO): adenylate cyclase-modulating G protein-coupled receptor signaling pathway
Cellular component (GO): heterotrimeric G-protein complex
Molecular function (GO): guanyl nucleotide binding; GTPase activity; G-protein beta/gamma-subunit complex binding
Source: RefSeq, a predicted model, not a curated record
GAGAGUCAGUUGACUGCAGAUCCUCCUAGGGCCAGAAGGGUCUUUGGGGAGGCCUAGUUCCAGAGAUUCCCUCCCUCCAGAAGAGCCACCUGCCCACCCCGUCCCUUCACCUGCUGCUGGGACCAUGGGGGCUGGUGCCAGCGCUGAGGAGAAGCACUCCAGGGAGCUGGAAAAGAAGCUGAAAGAGGAUGCAGAAAAGGAUGCUCGAACCGUGAAACUGCUGCUUCUGGGUGCCGGUGAGUCCGGGAAGAGCACCAUCGUCAAGCAGAUGAAGAUUAUCCAUCAGGACGGGUACUCGCUGGAAGAGUGCCUCGAGUUCAUCGCCAUCAUCUACGGCAACACGCUGCAGUCCAUCCUGGCCAUCGUGCGCCUGCGUUCUCGUGUCAAGACCACGGGCAUCAUCGAGACACAGUUCUCCUUCAAGGACCUCAACUUCCGGAUGUUCGACGUGGGCGGGCAGCGCUCCGAGCGCAAGAAGUGGAUCCACUGCUUUGAGGGCGUGACCUGCAUCAUCUUCAUCGCCGCGCUGAGCGCCUACGACAUGGUGCUGGUAGAGGACGACGAGGUGAACCGCAUGCACGAGAGCCUGCACCUGUUCAACAGUAUCUGCAACCACCGCUACUUCGCCACUACGUCCAUCGUGCUCUUUCUCAACAAGAAGGACGUUUUCACGGAGAAGAUAAAAAAGGCACACCUCAGCAUCUGCUUCCCGGACUAUGACGGGCCCAACACGUACGACGAUGCCGGCAACUACAUCAAGGUGCAGUUCCUGGAGCUCAACAUGCGACGCGACGUGAAGGAGAUCUAUUCCCACAUGACGUGCGCCACCGACACGCAGAACGUCAAAUUUGUCUUCGACGCUGUCACCGACAUCAUCAUCAAAGAGAACCUCAAAGACUGCGGCCUCUUCUGAGGUGCCUCAAUUCAUGCGUGUCCAUUGCCCUCAGACCCUGUAGCCCUAGCUGCCUUGUAGCUCCAGCCCCCAGGAUCCUAUCAGCCCCCCAGGACUCCUGGGCUCAAGCCUGCUGCCUCACCAACCCCAGACCCAAAUCCCUGAGCUCUGCUAAUCUUGAGGUGCAGACCCUUCCCCAUACUCUCCACAGCCUCCCAGAGCCCCAUGUCCCUAAACCCAGCCCUGCCCUUUACUGCCUGGCUGCACUGGCCUCUAGGACUCACAGCAGCCAGCCCCAGCUAGGAACGGGCAGGACUUGGGGCAGCUGAAGCUCACGGUGACUCAGCACUGUGCCCGGCUGACCAAUCUCCAGCAACUCUCCUGCCCCCGGAGGCCCACAACUCACCUGGGGGGUCUGGGCUCAGCAAACAGCCCUCCCUCCCAGAGGUUCAUGAAGGCCAGUGGCUAUCCCUCCACAUGCAGGCCUGCUGCUCACCCCAUCCAGCCUUGCCACCUCCAUGUGACAGCUCUGACACCUGUCUACCCAGUGGCCAGUAUCUGUCCCUCCCAGCAGCUUCAGGGCUCCAAAGUCCAAGUUAGCUCUGGCUUAUACAACCCCCACAUCGAUAAAUUAGUAAUGGGGAGCAGACCUGGGGGUCCCUGGAUGCCAGGGUAAGACACAAGUGGGACCCUUCCCCAAA